Messenger RNA from Wyeomyia smithii (pitcher-plant mosquito), 6693 nucleotides. RefSeq names its product POU domain protein CF1A (gene vvl). Gene Ontology annotation, molecular function: DNA-binding transcription factor activity, RNA polymerase II-specific; RNA polymerase II cis-regulatory region sequence-specific DNA binding. Gene Ontology annotation, biological process: regulation of transcription by RNA polymerase II. The record is from RefSeq and is a predicted model, not a curated record. Lineage: Eukaryota; Metazoa; Arthropoda; Insecta; Diptera; Culicidae. The transcript has a single exon.
AAUAUAUUGUUUAGUCAACUUCUAUGAUUCGGAGCGUUUGCACGUAUAUGUCUCGAUUGUGCGUGUAUAUUUAUUAAUUUAUUUUUUAUUUUACACAACGUUUCUUUCCACCUUGAGCGCCCGAAGAGUAUUUUGCCUCGAUUUGAAUUUCGCGAUGACAGUACGGAGCACAGCGUAGUGGAUGAGAAAUCUGUUUUUCGGUGAUCGUAAAACUGAAUAGAAGAAAUAUUCGAUGUAGGCCGCGCAUAACGGAAAAGUUGAUUGAAAUUGACAGCGAAUGGCGGUAAUAAUCGCUUAAAAUUAUAGAAGAAAAUCUGGCCAGUGAAAUGUAAUAAAGCCCAAAUUAAAAGUGUGGUGAAUUUCCGCGCUAGUUUCAUCUAGUGACAUCAAAGUGAUAACAGAAAAUAACAACACUGUUAAAGUAGUUCGCGAGGCACAGAAAAUUUUGUAAAGCAGUGUGAUUGACAAAAAAGUAAACGAUUGAAGUACCUGAGCUUUGAGAACCAAGUUUGUGCAAUUGGCGUAUUCCAAGAGCCGGUCAUCGAGAUCCACGCAUUGUAUGUAAGAAGAAAGUGUAAACUUCGGAACUGCCGAUCUCAACUGAAGAAGAAAUUAGAAUAGCGAGUGACCUUCACUUAAAAGCAUGAAAGAUGUGAAAAAGUGUGCUUAUGUUCCGAUCGUUUUUGUCAGCUGAUCAAAAGUUUGAGUUCUGCCUGAGCCUAGGAGAAACAAAAGAUCGAGCUCAAAUAAAUGCCGCAAUUAAUUUGAAUAAUCUUGAAUGAAGAAACGAAAAUUAACAUAAUUUGUAUACUCGCGGGACGCAGUAGCAGAAGCAGCAAAAGCAACCGUUUUGGUGGCAGCAUCCGUACUCACUGUAGGCAAGCAGAGUUUAAACAAAGAUAAAUAAGAAAACAAAAAACACAGAAAGGAGUCCAACGCCAGUAAAACAACCCAAAAGAGUUUGAGAGAAGAAAAGAGAAGUUAUUAGCAAAGAGUAAACACCUGAGAGAUGAUUGAUUGAUUCUAGCUGCACUGCACAAGAUUGAAUUAUCGAUACACGGGGGCUGCGUAGGAUAGCCCGGGCAGUGUGACAAAGACCCUUAGACGGGUGCUGAGUGGAAACCGGCAGAGGUAGAUAAAUAAAACAAGUCCCUGAUUUGAUAGCUUUGACGUGAUCGUUUUUGUUGUGUUCAUCCGAAGCCAGCGUGGCUGAAUCGAGAUUUGGCAGUGCCAUUUAAAUAAAUUUCUCCAGAUUACUUCACUGGGAGCAAGAAAACAGUUGUUCUGAAAAAGCGCUGCGGCGUGUUAUGGUAGUGAGCCAUUUUCUGUAAGAUAGGAAAACUGAGCCCAAAUUUGGAGCCCUACCCCGCCAGCGUGGAAGGGCUUAACAGCCCUAGAGCGGUGGGGAUGGCCGCCACCACGUACAUAUCGCCUAGCGGCGAGUUGGACAUGGCCUUAGGCGGCGGUUACCAUACAUCUUCACCGCGGAGUGCAGCCGAUGCGAACGAGAUGAAGUAUAUGCAUCAUCAUCACCACCAGAGCCAUCACCAUGUGCCCUCUAGUCCUAGUCCGAACCCUGCUGGUUUGGGUUCGGUAACGGGCGGCCUUGGUGGAGUUGGUGGCAAUCCUUGGGCUGCUCUUCAACCAACCGAUCCAUGGGCGUUGCACUCGCAUCAUCCUCAUUCCCACCCGCAUGCGACAGACGUGAAGCAGGAAAUGCAUUUAUCGCAACAAGCCCGGGCACAGCAAGGUAUGGCUUCCCCACAUGCCUGGCAUGCACCGGUACAUCCUGGAACGCAUUACGCCACUGGAGGAUCUCCACUGCAAUACCACCAUGCAAUGAACGGAAUGCUUCAUCAUCCUGCUCAUCCUGCUCAUCACCAAAGUGCACCCCCUUUGCAUCACUCGUUACGGGGUGAGUCGCCUCAGUUGCACAUACCACACCAUCACCUGCAGGGCGAUCGGGAUGUGAGUGCUGGUGAAGAAGAUACCCCAACGUCGGACGAUCUGGAGGCGUUCGCAAAGCAAUUUAAACAAAGACGAAUUAAACUAGGAUUUACACAGGCUGAUGUAGGCCUGGCGCUCGGCACUCUGUACGGCAACGUAUUUUCACAAACAACGAUAUGUCGAUUUGAGGCUUUACAGUUAAGUUUUAAGAAUAUGUGCAAGCUAAAGCCACUGUUGCAAAAAUGGCUAGAAGAGGCAGACUCUACCACGGGUUCGCCAACCAGCAUCGACAAAAUUGCUGCCCAGGGUCGAAAGCGGAAAAAGCGAACCAGCAUCGAGGUGUCGGUUAAGGGAGCCCUAGAGCAGCACUUUCACAAACAGCCCAAGCCAUCGGCACAGGAAAUCACUUCGCUAGCCGAUUCGCUACAACUUGAGAAGGAAGUAGUCAGAGUAUGGUUCUGUAACCGACGACAGAAAGAAAAGCGGAUGACACCACCAAAUACAAUGGGUGGUGACAUGAUGGAUGGAAUGCCGCCUGGGCAUAUGGGCCAUGGAGGACAUGGUUAUCAUCCGCACCAUGACAUGCACGGUAGUCCAAUGGGUACCCACAGCCACAGCCAUAGUCCGCCCAUGCUCAGUCCUCAGAGUAUGGGCGGUGGAGGGCAUCAUCAGUUAACGGCCCACUAGCAAUCAGAGCACCAGGAGUCCAGCAAUAAUUCGGCGGUGUUUCAACCGAUUCACCACCCUGGAAUCCUGCAACCACAUUCCGCUGCUAUUUCCUCAUCCAGCGUUGGGAAUAGCUAUAGCAUAGCAUCGACCACCACAAAUACCUCUUCACCGCCGUCGUCGACGUCUUCAUCUUCCAACGCGGCCGCAGCAGCGGCAGCAGCAGCAGCAGCAGCCGCUGCUUCGGGAGCUUCGACAUCGCCGUCGGCAGCUGCUGCUGCUGCGCAAAUGUACAUAGACCACCGGCAUCACCAGCAACAGCAGCAGAUGCACGCUAGGCGGAUAUUUCAGGAAUGGACUCUGCAGUUCGGACCCACCGGUACUGCGACUGGUGCACGAUAUUUGAAUUAAAAAAGAAAAAAGAGAGUUGGCAAUCUGCACGAUUGGGCAUUGUAUCGUCGUUCCCAAUCACAACACACAUAAACUCACAAACAUACACGAAACCAACAAAGAUGCAAGCUAGUAAAAUAUUAUUUAGUUUGAUGCCCUCUAAAUAAAUUGUUUAAAUCAAAGUUUAAACUCUAAACAAAAGCAAAAAGUGGUGACUUAAAUACAAUUUGUGAAAAUCCGAUCGAAACUGUGUUUACCUGUACAUAGAAGAAUAUGAAUAUGAGUAAGGUUAAUGUAAUCAGUAUCGUGUAAGGAAAAAAUAGUAUGAAAAGUAGAAUUUAUAUACGACAUAAUACAAGUAAUAUAAAACAACAACAGAACAAGAGCUAGAUAGAAACGAAUGAAGCAAAAGCUCUAGAGAGCGAAACCAGAGAAGUUCUAGUGAUAUAUAAUGGGUAAAAUUAUAACACGAAGAUGCAAAUGUGAAGAUUAUUUCAUGGGUAGAACGCAAUACCUCACCAUCAAAAACAGUUCAAUCUGUAAGUAUUUCACUUUGAACUAUUUAGUAAGUCAGUGUAUUAGUAAAAACGGCGCAUUGGGGUGAUUAGUUGAACGUUUUAGAGUGUGACGCAAGUGAAUCACGCUAGUGUCGUUUUCAAAUCGAUUUCGUAUAUUUUGUUAAGUGUGCAAUGGCUGUGGCGAACUUAUGGGAAUUACCCAGUCGUAAAUUGUUCAAGAAUUGCCCGCUGUCUUGGGUGAGUUUGUACCUCUGGCGUGCCAUUUGCGGCUCAUCCCGCUAGGUGCCUACAGUUGUUUGCGGCUCGUGCGAAAAAAAAUUCUGUUAAGGAAAUUCCGGUAGUAUCCUUUUAUGAGACUGCCGACGGCAGACCGAUUAGUGAUGAUUGUUUUCUUUCAUGUGUUACCUUCACACCUUCUUAGACCGACGGCUUUGCAAAGUCGGAAGAGCUGGAGUUUCCACAUCUGUUAGCUUGUUACUGCGCUGGGUCAACAAGGGGCAUGAAAUAUUUACAAUUUGCACUGUGCCUUUGUUUUUUCGGACAAUUUUUAGGGAAUUCCGUUGACAUCCGACAUCAUUGAGUAUGAUGCGCAUGAAGGUAUAAAAACCGCUUAAGCCGGGGAAUCCCCCUCCGGCGGAAGAUUUGGCUUCUAUAAAACUGAAUGAUACGGUGAGGAAUUAGUUUUUGAUGGUUUGGUUGUCGCCUUUCGGACAUGGAAUGCAGAUUAAUGUAGGGAAGUCGAAUAGAAAUGUCCACAGCUGUAUACCGAAUCCAUAAAAAGGACGCUAAAUAAACAAGAAAUAUUUGUAAUAAAACCAUGUGAGGAGAAAUAUAGAGCAAACAUGCCGUUGUAUAAAAGCAUCUGAAAAUUAUGAAACUUACUGCAAAAGUGUACGAAACGAUUCAACAACUUAGAAUACCAAUAUUUGUAUAAGAAAAAAAAAGUGUAAGUACUGCGAAAACAUGGGAAAAAUUUACUAAAAACCAUCGUUUUUAAGCAUUCCAAAUAAAAAUUCGUUUAUUUUUUCUUAGCUAUGGCCGCAGGAGUACUUCUAUUUCAUAACAAUCCGUAAAAUCCCUCGUCAAGGCGAAACCACGAAGGCAUUUGCACGCUUGUGUGCGUAUUUAAUGGCCGUACUAAUUUAAGUGUUCUUAUCGGUCACCUAAUUUUCCAUUCCGUGUUCAGGCAAUUGCCCACCAACCGUCGUUGUUGUCGAGCAGUUUUCAGUUCAGUGGCAGGUGCGCGUAGGUUUUCGUUGUUACUGUUUUUCGUUGGUUCUCGAGUGACAUUUGAAGUGCAGGUUGUGUGCCGUUGGUAAUUCUAGCCCUUCGGUUAAUAAGCAAUAUUUGACAUUUUGUUUUAAAAUUCGACGCUUUACCGGUUUUGAUGCAGAUUUCUCAUAGUAGCGUUGUGAUAAAUGUUUGAAAAAUUCUACCUUUCGAAAUAUUAGUAUCGCUAAAUUUUUUUCAUAUCAAUUGGCAUCGACAUCUACGAAAUAGUUUCAGGAUAUAAUAUUUGAUUCAAACGAAUUAGCACACAAUGCCAGGCACUCCAGAUAGCUUAAAUUCUUUAGUAUUUGAGUGGAUGUCCCUUUUUGAGCUCUUCACAAAGUCUACGUCUAAAGAAUUGAGAAAAAAUGCGAUUGAAUGUUUCUAUUAUCAAUUCAGAAAAAGCAUUUAUAAUAAUCUGAUUGCUAAAAUUCGAAUUCAACGUGCAGCUUCUUUCAUUUUAUUGGGGUUCAUUAAAAACCCACAGUAAUUCUUGAUGGAUUCAUUAUUCAUGACUAUUGCAAUAUAAUAAUCAUUUUUCUAACUGAAUCUGAUACUUAAAAUAACACCAACGCAGCAUUUGGUUAUAAGAACCAUACGGGAUACGGUAUGUUAUGUUCAUCAUUUUUUUUACUGAAUCUAGCAUCAACUCCUCAUAUAAAUAGUGCAGAAUGAUAUUCAUUCCCCUUAUUUGAACGUGAGGCAAAAUUAGCGAGAGAAAAAAGAAACAAAUUGAAUAGGUUUAAAAAUAUGAUAAAACACAGGGUAAAAUAUUAAAAUAAACUCCAUUUGAUAUCGUUGGCUUUUUUGUAUCUUUUUGUUAGCCGUGGCAUAUGGAUUUGCUUUGGCCAGUGAAACAGUCACCAUUUCAUUUCAGUUGAAGUACAUUUAGUUAGGCUUUCGACAUUCCGCCAGAAAUUUGAAUCAUUUGCUUCCGUUCGAUGUUCAGUUUAAAUGAACGUUCAAAUGAUAAUUUUGAACUCCGACGCAGUGACAGCCAGCAUUGUAGCAUCGGUAAUUGACUUAAUUAUGUUUUAUAUGUUAGGCGAUUCGAAUCAAAAAUUUAAUUGUAAAUGCGAUAUCUCAUUUUUGUUAUUUAAUGUGUAGAAAAAAAAACUAAACAAAAAACGACGAAGUUUAGACAGAAGAAAAAUGCUUAUAAUUCUACGGUUAGUUAAUUGUGAAAUCGUGAAACAUGAUUGAACUUAAUAAAAGUAUAAGAGGAAACAAGAAAAAAUAAACAAAGUCAAGCGCAAAUGUAAGUAAUGGUAAAUAGUACAUACACACUUUAUUAUCGGAGAAAUUUGCAUAGAGCAAAGUAAUAAGUGUAGAGGUGAGGAACAACCAAUUUGUGAAACAAAUAUAAGAAGAAAAAAAUACAAAGAAAUUAUAGUAAUCCUCCUAUAAGUUUAUCGACUGUAAAUACGCGUAGAAUGACGUUUUUGUUGCUAGUAAGAGUUCAGGAUCAUUCUGAUCGAACUAGAACAGUUUCUUUUGUGUUUGUACGUAACGUGGUUUCAUUUAAUCAAAAUUUUGCACUAAUCUAAAAAUUAGAUGAAUGAAAAUCAAAUCCUUUCGUUUAGUUAAAGUCGCCCAAAACAAGAAUAUAAUUUAUGAUGCAUUCCAUCGAGAGCAGAUAUGACUAAGGCGUAAAACUAUCAAUAUUCCGGAACAUUCCAGCAAAAAUAACAUUCGGAUUAAUCAUUGAGUUAUUUUUUCUCGACUUUUGCAAAGAUUACUUUUAUUGAUUUAUUGAAAAACUGUAUCACGGAAACAUACAUGCAGAAAAAAAAAUUAAGCUAAGUAAUUAAUUAUUAGAGUUAUUAUUAUUCUAUUAUAAUUAUUAUACACGAAAAGGCAACAAAACCAAUUUUAUUAAAAAUAUUUAUGAUGAAAACAGAAA